CAACACGGCCCUUUUUAAGUUCAGUGGGGGAAGAGAAAGGGGGACUCUGAAAUACGAAGAGAAAAAGACACAAAACAGAGCUGAAAGAGCCCUGUCUUCUACACGGGAAGACUAUUGUCAAAUCAAAGAAGCAACACGAAACGAAGGUCUUGACUGCCUGAACCACGACAAAAAAAUAAGUAAAAUGGCGGAGCCGGACAAAUUAAACAUCGACUCCAUAAUACAGCGUCUUCUGGAAGUUAAGGGCUCUCGACCAGGCAAGAACGUUCAGCUGACAGAGAACGAGAUCCGUGGCCUUUGCCUCAAGUCUCGCGAAAUCUUCCUCAGCCAGCCAAUCCUGCUCGAGCUUGAGGCACCACUCAAGAUCUGCGGUGAUGUCCAUGGUCAGUACUAUGACCUGCUGCGGCUGUUUGAGUACGGAGGCUUUCCCCCGGAGAGCAACUACCUGUUCCUAGGGGACUAUGUGGACCGAGGGAAGCAGUCCCUGGAGACCAUCUGCCUGCUUCUGGCCUACAAGGUCAAAUACCCCGAGAACUUCUUCCUGCUGCGUGGCAACCACGAGUGCGCCUCCAUUAACCGUAUCUAUGGCUUUUAUGAUGAGUGUAAGAGACGGUAUAACAUCAAGCUGUGGAAGACGUUCACAGACUGCUUCAACUGUUUACCCGUGGCUGCAAUUGUAGAUGAGAAGAUCUUCUGCUGCCAUGGAGGCCUCUCUCCAGACCUCCAGUCCAUGGAGCAGGUGCGCAGAGUGAUGCGACCCACAGAUGUGCCUGACCAGGGCCUGCUGUGUGACCUGCUGUGGGCCGACCCAGACAAAGAUGUCCUGGGCUGGGGCGAGAACGACCGUGGGGUCUCCUUCACAUUCGGGGCAGACGUGGUGGCCAAAUUUUUGCACAAACAUGACAUGGACCUUAUAUGCAGGGCACAUCAGGUGGUAGAAGACGGUUACGAGUUCUUUGCAAAGAGACAGCUUGUUACUCUGUUCUCUGCCCCUAACUACUGUGGAGAGUUUGAUAAUGCCGGUGCCAUGAUGAGUGUGGAUGAGACCCUCAUGUGCUCCUUUCAGAUUCUCAAGCCAGCGGAUAAGAAGCUCUACUCUUACGGUGGAGGUGGAGGAAUGGGAUCUGGACGCCCGGUCACCCCGCCACGAAAUUCCGCUAAGGGCGGAAAGGCCAAGAAAUAACACCCACUGGACCCCCCUCCCUGAACCAAGCACCCCUGUCGCCCCCCCACACUCUUUCUCUACCUCCCUACUUCUAUCUCUCUCAUCACCAAACGGCAACAAAGCAGACAGUACAGUACCUAGGGUUCGGUCCUCUUUUUCUCUGAUACUGUUUUUAACUGUUUGAGUGUAUGUAUGUCUGUGCGUGUGUCUGAAAGAGAGGUUUGUUGUAUUCUGUUUGUAUGUCCUCCCUUUCCCCUACUCUGUUCUCCUGUCACUUUGUAGAUGAAAUUGGUCCUUCCUUUCAGUGAUGGAAAUGCAGACCUGGGGGAGAGGGAGGAGAGAUGGGGAUAGGGAGGGGGAGAGGAAAGGAGCCUUUACUGUUGGUUAGGGCCCUGCACUGUUUUGAUGCUAAACACAAGCUUUUGUACAUCCUGUUUGAGAGGUUUGUGUGUGUGUAUGUGUAUGGAAUGGGGUCAAUCUGCAUGGUCAGAUGGUAACAACGGCACACACCACACACUGAGAGCACAGGUGGAUAUGUGCAGAUUGGACCCUUUAGUUUAUGGAUUCACAAAGAUCAAGAAGCGGACACGUUUUUUUCUUCUUCCCAAAAACCAAUGAUUUGAAAACGCAAUCAUGGAUGUGAAAUAGCUUUCUUUUCUUUUUUUUCUUUUUUGUAGAUGCAUAAAAAAAGGUUUGAAUCUUUUGAGUUUUAGUUUAUUUGGACGCCGAUGAUUAAUAAAGAACCAUUUAUUUAAAAUA
Coregonus clupeaformis (lake whitefish) is the source of this 1924-nucleotide messenger RNA. RefSeq names its product serine/threonine-protein phosphatase alpha-2 isoform-like. Lineage: Eukaryota; Metazoa; Chordata; Actinopteri; Salmoniformes; Salmonidae. Gene Ontology annotation, cellular component: cytoplasm; nucleus. The coding region runs from base 185 to 1183 and encodes 332 amino acids. The transcript has 8 exons. The record is from RefSeq and is a predicted model, not a curated record. Gene Ontology annotation, molecular function: protein serine/threonine phosphatase activity.